AUGGCGCAGCAGCCUGAAAAGCUUAAAUGGAAGGAGGAUUCUCCGUUUGGGUUGUCCGCGUCGCAGUUCGGCAUGGCUCUCGGCUUCUGUGGACGCGUCGUGGACUUUGUAGACUACCUGCGCAACGUGGUCGGGACGGAGUUAGAGUUUAAGGGCAAUGCAAGCACGGAUCAUGGCAUUAAAACCGAGCCCAAGGCGCGUGCGCUGUAUGAGCUUUUAACGGGUGCCGCCGUGAGUGACGGAGGGUUCUUCCUGACAAGUGACCGACUGUUGGGCUGCUCGCCGGAUGGGCGCAUUCUUUCCCGCUGGGAGGCGUCACCUCCCAGACCCGCUGAUGAAGUUAAAAGCGAGAGUGAACACAACUCCCCAAAGACGCUUGUGAGUGUGCGGGUGCCGUUCCACUCCAAGUGGAGGCGAAGUAAGGAGCCAACGGUGGCACCAGCAGGCAGCCGGAGGCAGCAAGUGCGGCGACUACUAGAGAUCAAGUCGCCUGUUCAUUCUCUGUACGACGGGUCAAAACCGAACUACCAGCCGUUUGGUAUUCCGCUGCAUUACCUCUGCCAGCUGCAGGGCCAAAUGGCCAUUGCCAAUGUUGAUGAAUGCGACUUCUUUGUGUACCUCGACUGGCCUGUCUGCCAGGUGGUGGCCUGGCGUGUGAGGCGAAGCAGCGAGUUCUGGGAAUGGGCAAGACCCAAACUGAUACAAGUGGUGGAGUGGGUGCGGGACGGCCCCCCAGUGUGGCUGAACCGCCGUUUUGAGUUUGAUACGUUUGACUUUAAUAAGAUCGAGGUGGAGCCGCUUGUUUUUCCCUAUGACAUCACAGCCAACGUGCCGAUAAUUGACUCCCGUCGGUUUCCCUUCUUCCACCGCUACCCUAACCCGUACCUGGACACGGCGAGCGGAGCUAGCCACGAGGGCAUUCUCCGGGGCCUGACGAGCGCCGUGACGCGGUUUCUCUUCCACAGGGACGUUGAUGAGACGCGGUCAGAGGAGGAGGAGGAGAAGCAAGGCCAUGACAAAAGUGCGGUGAUGUGGUGCAGGUCAACUGACAGCGGGACUGAUAGUGCGGCUGCUUCACCCAGUUGGGACGCCGCUGACCUGCGGUGUGAGCAAGUCCGUGGCAGUACGCUGGCCGUAGUUCGGCCGCAAGACUUUGAUGGCGAUGGAGUCUCCUGCCGUGUGCACCCCAAGGGAGGCGACAAAGAGAGCAGUGGUAACGACGUGGUCUACGUGCGUUUCUUUCAACGUCAUUUUUUUCAUUCGCUGGAGCCAUUGGAAGGUCCACCAGAGCCGGAUAGAGCGGCUGGCGUCGUCCUCGGUGAAACGCCGUUGCAACUCGUCUGA
Molecule: messenger RNA, 1344 nt
Organism: Trypanosoma conorhini
Lineage: Eukaryota; Euglenozoa; Kinetoplastea; Trypanosomatida; Trypanosomatidae
Product: oligoribonuclease
Exons: 1
Coding region: 1-1344 (447 amino acids)
Source: RefSeq, a predicted model, not a curated record